AUGUCCGAGAAACCCAAAGUUGUUGUCGUGGGCGCCGGUCCAGUUGGAUGCUUGGCGGCAUGCAUGAUGGAGAACCACGGAUGGUCAGUCGACUUAUUCGAGGCCCGAUCUGAUUUUCGUAAACCGCAGAAAACCGUCAACCGUCCUAGAUCUAUCAACUUGGCAUUCUCCAAGAGAGGGAUCGAAGCCAUAAGAGCGGUCGACUCAGAGAUGGUCGAGAGAUUACUGAAACAAGUCACCCCCAUGAAAGGCCGAAUGAUCCACAAUAUUGAUGGUGGACUCAACUCACAACCUUAUGGACUACACGAAGAAUGCAUCAACUCGAUCGAUAGAAAUUUACUCAACCAAUCGAUUCUCUCCGAGGCUGAACAGAGACCUAACGUGACUGUUUACUUCAAUAAGAAACUGGUCAAGGCUCGAUUCGACGAUUCCACCUUGGUAUUUCAAGAUACGAAUACCCAUGAGACCUUAGAAGUCAAGCCAGAUCUCACGAUUGGUGCUGACGGGUCUUACAGUCAAGUGAGACAGCAGAUCAUGAGAUGUACUCGCGUCGACUUUUCUCAAGAAUACAUUGACGAUCUAUACCUAGAACUCUCGAUCCCACCCGGCGUUGAUAAGGAGACUGGAAAACCUUGCUUCUUGUUAGAUCCCAAUCACUUACACAUCUGGCCUCGUCAAUCAUUCAUGUUAAUUGCCUUGCCAAAUCAGGACAAAUCGUUUACAUGCACAUUGUUUGCCCCUCAACAUGGCGUAUUUGAUCAACUCGAAGUUCCCAAGAACGAGGAAGAAGAAAGACAUAUAAUCGACUUCUUCAACACCCACUUUCCCGAUGCUUUAUCCCUCAUUGGGCAUAAAGAUUUGAUCAGAUGUUUUGUCGAAAAUCCGCGCGGGAGCUUACUUACUAUCAAGUGUAAACCUUAUCAUUACAAAGACAAGGCGGUGAUCAUUGGGGAUGCAGCCCACUCGAUGGUCCCCUUUUACGGUCAAGGGAUGAACUGCGGAUUGGAGGAUGUGAGAAAGCUGGAUCAGCUCUUCCAAAAAUACACUGAUCAAAUCAAACCGGCGAAUCAGAAGGAGAAGCUCGGGGUGAUUCUUGAGAGUUAUACCCAGACUCGUCAUCAAGAUUUACUGGCGAUCUGCGAUUUGGCGUUACAGAAUUAUCGAGAAAUGAGCGACAAGGUUACAAGGUUUGAUUACUUGAUGAGAAAGAAGGUCGAUAGUGUAUUGGCUCGCCUCCUCAGAGGAAAUUGGUUACCAUUGUAUACUAUGGUCACGUUUCGAGAUGAUAUAGAUUAUUCUCAAGUGAUCAAGAGAGAAGCUAAACAGAGCCAAUUGAUCGACUGGAGCUUACGGUUCUUUGUCGGAUGUUCUAGCGUUGGAUUGAUUGCUACUGUUCUCAAGUUUGGACGCCAAUUGAAAUAUGCAUUACAAUUUGAUUAG
Messenger RNA from Puccinia graminis f. sp. tritici CRL 75-36-700-3, 1440 nucleotides. RefSeq lists its product as uncharacterized. The coding region runs from base 1 to 1440 and encodes 479 amino acids. Lineage: Eukaryota; Fungi; Basidiomycota; Pucciniomycetes; Pucciniales; Pucciniaceae. Gene Ontology annotation, cellular component: mitochondrial outer membrane. Gene Ontology annotation, biological process: L-tryptophan catabolic process; NAD+ metabolic process; quinolinate biosynthetic process. The transcript has 8 exons. The record is from RefSeq and is a predicted model, not a curated record. Gene Ontology annotation, molecular function: FAD binding; kynurenine 3-monooxygenase activity; NAD(P)H oxidase H2O2-forming activity.